This is a messenger RNA of Hypoxylon fragiforme, 3340 nucleotides long. RefSeq names its product glycoside hydrolase family 67 protein. Gene Ontology annotation, cellular component: extracellular region. The transcript has 2 exons. NCBI's taxonomy places the organism in Eukaryota, Fungi, Ascomycota, Sordariomycetes, Xylariales, Hypoxylaceae. The record is from RefSeq and is a predicted model, not a curated record. Gene Ontology annotation, biological process: xylan catabolic process. Bases 713 to 3232 code for a protein of 839 amino acids. Gene Ontology annotation, molecular function: alpha-glucuronidase activity.
GGGCGUAAUUGUAUAUUCAAAGUAAGUGGUGAGUUUCUAAGUCCAGUCUGUGUUUUGGGUACAUAUAUCCAUUGUCCUUCAAAGUCACGUGACCACCUGGCAAUCCACCCCACGCCAGAUCAAUACAUGUUUCCUUGAAAUUGUUUAAGAGUGCUACAUUUUUGCCGGUACCCAAAAGCGUUGAACUUGAUGGUGUUUCCAAGCUAUCCAAGUAAAUUUUAAAAUGUUGUAAAAAGCAUAGAAUCCUAUUUAGGGCUACUCCUCAGAAACUUGGAAGAGCAAAGGACCGCCUUACCACCCCCCCGGGAUUCGGCUAUCUACCCCAACUUUGAUCUCGUCUCUGACUGGGUCCAGUAGCAUACAAGUCUACCUAGGAUAGGGUAGUAAACCAUGAGGAUCGUCAUCAUUUCCGAACACAUGGGGUAGAACGGGGUCGCUACCCCACAACACUCGUGGGCAGAUAGACCGAAAUACACCGUGCCUUGAAAUGCCACGCUAAUGCCGCAUAGCCAAGGGCCACAAGCUUCACCGUCACGACUUUAGCCUAAAUACAAUGUCUUGUUAAUUAACCUGGCUCUUGGAGAAAAAGACCUCCAAUUUCCCCUGAUGGGGGAAGCUGCCAUGUAUAAACAAGGCGAUCCCAACUUUUCUACAUCGCUAGGUUCCCACCCUUAUGCGUGUAUCUGGGACGCGUUCGAACGGGUAAAGCAGAAUGCGUGGCUUUUGGAUUUUAGCUACCCUCGGCCUUGCGGCUGCAGAGGAUGGCCUACAUGGGUGGCUGCGAUAUGCACGAUUGCCUUGUGAUAUUGUCAAACAAGCACAUAUUCCUUCUGCCAUCAUCGCCCUCAACACAACCGAGACAAGCCCUAUUUUUACCGCUGGCCAAGAGUUGCAAAGGGGCAUCAAGGGAAUUCUAGGAAAGGCCCUGACGGUAACGCACGAGGCCAGCGACAGUCCUUCCGUGAUAGUGGGCACCGCCGCUGCCUUCAACGAGUCCGGUAUCACAAUCGAGAUUCCCGAACUCGAGGAGGAUGGCUUCUGGCUUAGCACCACUGGUGAUACGGUCGAGAUUGUCGGCCAGAAUGAACGCGGAGCACUCUACGGUGCAUUCGAGUACUUGUCUAUGCUGGCGCAAGCCAACUUCAACGAAGUCGCCUAUGCUACCAACCCCAGCGCCGCGAUACGAUGGGUGAACCAGUGGGAUAAUAUGGACGGCACCAUCGAACGUGGUUAUGCCGGCCUAUCCAUAUUUUUCAAGGACAACACCACGGUCUCUAACAUGACUCGGAUCACAGAGUACGCCCGUCUCUUAUCCUCGAUCCGCGUCAAUGGUAUCGUUAUCAAUAACGUGAACGCGAACCCCAUCAUCCUCAGCGACGAAAACAUGAAAGGAUUAGGAAGAAUCGCCGACGCUAUGAGACCAUGGGGUGUGAAGCUCGGGAUCUCGCUCAACUUCGCCUCGCCCCAGACGUUCGGCGGACUAGCCAGCUUCGACCCCCUCGCCGAGGAAGUCAUCGCGUGGUGGACGGACACCGUGGAUAAGGUCUACGAGCAUGUGCCAGACCUCGCCGGGUUCCUCGUCAAGGCCAACUCGGAAGGGCAACCGGGGCCGAUCACGUACAACCGGACGCUGGCAGACGGCGCUAACCUAUUCGCCAAGGCGGCCAAGCCACACGGCGGCAUCGUCAUGUUCCGCGCCUUCGUCUACGACUACCAGAACCUCGACGAGGCCAACUGGAAGGACGACCGCGCCAACGCUGCCGCCGACUACUUCCGCGACCUCGACGGCGCCUUCGACGACAACGUCAUCGUCCAGGUCAAGUACGGGCCCAUCGACUUCCAGGUGCGCGAGCCCGCCUCGCCACUCUUCGCGCACCUCAAGGAGACACCGUCUGCCAUCGAGCUGCAGAUCGCGCAGGAGUACCUCGGCCAGCAGUGCCAUCUGGUGUACCUACCGCCCCUGUGGAAGACGGUGCUGGACUUCGACCUGCGCGUCGACGGCGAGAAGUCCGUGAUCGGGACGGACAUCCUGUCGGGCAAGCGGCUCAACAAGAAGGGGCUUACGGGGUAUGCGGGGGUUGUAAAUGUUGGCUUGAACACGACGUGGCUGGGCACGCACCUUGCCAUGUCGAAUCUGUACGCGUACGGGCGGCUGGCGUGGGACCCCACGGACAACGAAGUGUCGCUGUUGGAGGACUGGACGCGGCUGACCUUUGGCCUGGACGACACGGUGCGCGAGGUCAUCACCCGCAUGUCGAUGGAGUCGUGGCCCGCGUACGAGAACUACACGGGGAACCUGGGGAUCCAGACGUUGACGGAUAUCACGGGCCCGCACUACGGGCCUAACCCGCAGAGCAUGGACAACAACCCGUGGGGCCAGUGGACACGGGCCGACGCAGAUAGCAUCGGCAUGGACCGCACAGUUGGGAAUGGCACGGGGUUCGCGGGGCAGUACCCGGAGGAGGUGGCCUCCGCGUUCGAGGAGAUCGAGACGACGCCUGAUGAUCUGUUGUUGUGGUUCCACCACGUGCCGUAUACGCAUGUGCUGAAGAACGGGAAGACAGUCAUUCAGCAUUUCUACGACGCGCACUACGCCGGCGCCGAAACAGCCGCCACCUUCCCACAGCAAUGGGCCCAGCUGCAAGGGCUGAUCGACCAGCAGCGGUACGAGGAGAUGCUGUUCCGACUCACCUACCAAGCCGGGCACGCAAUCGUCUGGCGCGACUCGAUCGCGCAGUUCUACCACAACAUAUCGGGCAUCCCCGACGCCGCUGGCCGCGUAGGCCACCACCCCUGGCGCAUCGAGGCCGAGGCCAUGACACUGCUAAACGGCGGGUACCGCGUGACAGAGGUGACGCCCUUCGAAGUAGCCUCCGGCCUGCACGUCAUCCAGACCACCUCCAACUCAACCCCCGCCAGCGUCACCACCACCCUGCGCUUCCCCGCCGGCGUCUACGACCUCGCCGUCGCGUACUACGAUCUCUACGAGGGGCAGGCACAGUACGAGCUUUUCCUGAACAACGCGAGCGUCGGCGCGUGGAAAGGAGAUAACGAGGAUAAGUUGGGUUUCACGCUGACGAGGGGCAUUGAUGGACACUCGGCUACGCGGAUCACGUUUAAGGGCGUGCAGAUUGGUGAGGGCGAUGUUGUGAGGAUUGAUUCGAGGCCGGAUGGGAGGGAGACGGCGCCGUUGGAUUAUUUGGCGGUGUUGCCGGCGGGGGUGGUGGAUUGAUUAGCUAUUUGGUUGAUUGGGGGAGUGGUGGAUGAGUGAGUAAGUUUAUCUAAUACUACCAGGUAUAUCUAUGUAUAUUCCAUUGAGUGUUAUCGUACUACAUAGUGU